Sesamum indicum (sesame) is the source of this 3584-nucleotide messenger RNA. Its product is annotated as methionine S-methyltransferase-like. Gene Ontology annotation, molecular function: pyridoxal phosphate binding; methyltransferase activity. NCBI's taxonomy places the organism in Eukaryota, Viridiplantae, Streptophyta, Magnoliopsida, Lamiales, Pedaliaceae. Gene Ontology annotation, biological process: biosynthetic process. The record is from RefSeq and is a predicted model, not a curated record.
ACCAGUGUUUUCUGGUUCUUUUCUUCAGAGUGUAUGCAGUAGUCUCGGUGUCUGCACACACAUACACACACUCACGCAGACAGUACAGCGUAUUUGUAAUAGUAGAAUGGGUGAGGCGAAGGGAUCGUUUGGAUCGAUGGAGGAGUUCUUGAAGAAGUGUGAGCCGUCCGGCGACGCGGCGUACGGUGCGCUCCGAUCACUUUUGGAGCGUCUCGAGGAUCCGACGACACGAGCUGAUGCUCGGAUCUUCCUCUCCGAGCUGCAGAAACGCUUCGAAUCCAAGGACGCCUCGGAGAAGUGUCUCCAGACUUACCAUUUCCAAAUUCAAGACAUAUUUCUCGAACAGUAUGAAGGUUUCCAGAAAAGGAAGAAACUCACGAUGAUGGUUAUACCCAGUAUUUUUAUCCCAGAGGAUUGGUCCUUCACGUUCUAUGAGGGACUCAACAGACAUCCAGAUUCUAUUUUUAAGGACAAGACGGUAGCUGAGCUUGGUUGUGGAAAUGGUUGGAUAUCCAUUGCAAUAGCAGAGAAGUGGUCACCCUUGAAGGUGUACGGGCUUGAUAUCAAUCCAAGAGCAGUAAAGAUUUCUUGGAUAAAUCUGUAUUUGAAUGCUUUGGAUGAAAAGGGCCAACCAAUUUAUGAUGGGGAGAACAAGACUUUACUUGACAGGGUCGAAUUUCAUGAAUCUGAUCUGCUUUCAUACUGCAGAGAUAAUCAGAUUGAACUUGAGCGAAUCGUUGGAUGCAUUCCCCAGAUUCUUAACCCUAAUCCAGAUGCAAUGUCCAAAAUGAUCACAGAAAAUGCCAGUGAAGAAUUCUUAUAUUCUCUGAGCAACUAUUGCGCCCUCCAGGGCUUUGUUGAAGAUCAGUUUGGCUUAGGACUGAUCGCAAGGGCUGUUGAGGAAGGGAUAUCUGUUAUAAAACCUUUGGGGAUUAUGAUCUUUAAUAUGGGUGGCCGCCCGGGACAAGCCGUAUGUAAACGUUUGUUUGAGCGCCGUGGUCUGCGUGUUAAUAAGCUUUGGCAGACUAAAGUUCUUCAGGCAGCUGACACAGAUAUCUCAGCAUUAGUUGAAAUUGAAAAGAAUAGUCCACACCGUUUUGAGUUUUUCAUGGGGCUUGUUGGAGACCAACCAAUUUGUGCCCGAACAGCAUGGGCUUAUGCCAAAGCCGGUGGUCGUAUUUCCCAUGCUUUAUCAGUGUACAGUUGUCAGCUCCGUCAACCUAAUCAGGUUAAAAAGAUUUUUGAGUUUCUCCGAAAUGGAUUCCAUGAUAUUAGCAGCUCUCUAGAUUUGUCCUUUGAAGAUGACUCUGUUGCGGAUGAGAAGAUUCCUUUCCUAGCUUAUCUUGCUAAUGUUUUAAAAGACAUUUCAUUUUUCCCAUAUGAACCACCAGCUGGAAGCAGACGAUUUCGUAGUCUGAUCUCUGGCUUUAUGAGAACAUACCAUCAUGUUCCACUUACUGCGGAUAAUGUUGUUGUAUUUCCUUCAAGGACUGUGGCAAUUGAAAGUGCUUUACGUCUGUUGUCUCCACGCCUCGCCAUCGUUGACGAACAAUUGUCCCGACAUUUACCAAGGCAGUGGUUAACAUCCCUAAAUAUUGAGAAGACAGAAAUUGGAAAACAUUCCGAGGAAGCAAUCACAGUCAUUGAAGCUCCACGCCAGUCAGAUUUGAUGGUAGAGCUGAUUAAAAGAUUGAAGCCAGAGGUAGUAGUCACUGGGAUGGCUCAGUUUGAGUCAGUCACUAGUUCCUCAUUUGAACAUCUUUUAGAUAUCACGAGAGAAAUUGGCUGCCGAUUGUUCCUAGAUAUAUCAGACCACUUUGAGCUAUCUAGCCUGCCAAGUUCCAAUGGAGUCUUUAAAUAUCUUGCUGGAAGUCCUCUUCCUUCGCACGCAGCUAUUGUAUGCGGCUUAUUGAAAAAUCAGGUUUAUACAGAUUUGGAAGUGGCAUUUGUGAUAUCAGAGGAGGAGGCAAUUUUUAAAGCACUAUGCAAGACUGUGGAGCUUUUACAGGGAAAUACUUCUAUAAUUAGUCAAUACUACUAUGGUUGUCUUUUUCAUGAGCUUCUAGCUUUUCAGCUUGCUGAUCGACAUCCACCUUCACAGAGGAUUGGUGAGAAGACGAGAACUUCUGAGGUAAAUGGCUUUAUCGGUUCCCAAAAGUCCAUACUGGAUCGUGCCGAGUUGGCAGUCAAUGAAUCUGAUGAAUCUCCCCUGGUACAUAUGGAUGUUGAUCAAAGCUUUUUGCCCAUAACAAGACCAGUUAGGGCCGCCAUCUUUGAGAGUUUUGCAAGGCAGAACAUAACAGAGUCUGAAACUGAUGUCACAUCUGGCAUCAGACAGUUGAUUAGCAGCAGUUAUGGCUAUCCAUGUGACAGUAACACCGAAUUUAUAUAUGCAGACUGUACAAUGGCACUUUUCAGUAAGUUGGUACUCUGUUGCAUCCAAGAGGGUGGAACACUGUGCUUCCCAAUCGGUUCAAAUGGGAACUUGGUAUCUGCUGCAAAAUUCUUGAAUGCAAAAAUUGCAACUAUACCAACCACUCCUGAAGUAGGAUACAAGUUGACGGAGAAAACACUAACGGGUUCAUUGGAGACUAUUAAGAAACCAUGGGUCUACAUUUCUGGUCCAACUAUCAAUCCCACAGGCCUGCUUUACACUAAUGAAGAGAUCAGUAAGUUAUUAUCUGUAUGUGCUAAGUUUGAAGCGAGGGUCAUUUUAGAUACUUCAUUUUCGGGGGUGGAAUUUAACACGACGGGCUUUGAGGACUGGAAACUGGGAGCCACUCUGGAUAGACUUUCUUCCACUAACUCGGCCUUUUCCGUAUCUCUUCUUGGGGGAUUAUUUUUUAAGAUGCUGACUGGUGGGAUUAAAUUUGGGUUUCUGCUUAUCAACCAGCCUUCUUUGGUGGAGACAUUCCAUAGCUUCGCAGGAUUAAGCAAACCUCACAACACUAUUAAAUACACGGUUAAGAAGUUGCUUGAUGUUGGAGAGGAGAAAAGAGGGGAUCUCUUGAAGGCCAUCUCAGAGCAGAGAGAAAUCCUGGGAAAUAGAUAUAAACAAUUGAAACAGACACUGCAAAGUUGUGGUUGGGAGGUGCUCGAGGCUCAAGCGGGUGUCUCCAUUUUAGCAAAGCCGUCUGUCUAUCUUGGCAAGACGAUCAAAAUAAACAAAGGCGCCAGCACUCAGGAAGUUAAACUCGAUGACUCAAAUAUCAGGGAAGCCAUGCUUAGGAGCACCGGUUUGUGCAUCAACAGCGCUGCCUGGACUGGCAUCCCUGGUUACUGCCGUUUCACCAUUGCCUUGGAAGACGGUGAGUUCAAGCGUGCGCUAGAUUGCAUCUCUACAUUCAAAAGCUUGGUUGAGUAAAAUUCAACAUCACAUUCUUACCUGCUGCCACGAAACUCAUCAGUUUCUGCAGCUAUUUGGUAUUGUGAAAUAAAAUUUGUUCAGACUUUUUUAUGCUACAAAUGGGUGCCAAUCAAAUUUGGGCCUUGGUUUCUGUACCAUCUAAAUUAACAGUUUUCUUGCUCUGAUAUUUUCUUACACAGUGAUGGAAAAUAUGUUUCCUUGUCAACAGUUGCAACUA